UUUAAUAUCUUCUAAAUUAAGAAAUAUGCAUACUAGUUUGAAUGAUUCUACAUUUAAAUUAUGUAAUGUAAGGAAGUUCUCUACUACAAAAAUAUUAUUAAAAAGUAAAGAUCGAUACAAAGAAAAGAAACAAGUAGUACAUGUUGAUCUUAAUGAAAUAUCUCCGAUUAUAAAGGUGGACCAUAUGAUAUUACAAUUUAAGGGAGCAAUUGAAAAGUUUGAAGACUAUAUAAUGAAACAUUUAUCUUUACGAACAAGAGUAGGUGCUAUAGAAGAACUAACUGUUAAAUUUGAAGAUGAAGAUUACAAACUUGAGGAAAUAGUACAGAUUAAUCGAAAACCUACUAUGGUUGUGUUAGAUGCAUCUGUAUUUCCACAGAUGCUUCCAAAUAUCUUAGCAACUCUACAAAACUCUCAAAUGAAUUUAAAUCCACAGCAAGAUGGUACAACUAUUUAUGUUGCCUUACCCAAAGUUACAAAGGAUUACAGACAAAGUUUAGCAAAGGUAGCGAAACAACACUUUGUUCAAUGUAAAGACACCAUUAGUGAUGUACGAAAUCAGCAUAUUAGAGAGUUAAAAAAGAAAACAAAUGUACCAAAAGAUUUAAUGUUUAGAGCUGAAAAUUAUAUAGGUGCUAUGCAAAAAGCAUAUGUACAGAAAGCAGAACAAAUCCUGAAAACGAAGCAAAAAGAGCUAUUGGGUGAAUCAUAGGAAUAAUGAAAGUGUAUUACCAAUUGGGAGAUGGAGAUGUAUCUAAACAAAACAAC
Molecule: messenger RNA, 768 nt
Organism: Eufriesea mexicana
Lineage: Eukaryota; Metazoa; Arthropoda; Insecta; Hymenoptera; Apidae
Gene: mRRF1
Product: mitochondrial ribosome recycling factor 1
Exons: 3
Coding region: 26-712 (228 amino acids)
Biological process (GO): translation
Cellular component (GO): mitochondrion
Molecular function (GO): ribosomal large subunit binding
Source: RefSeq, a predicted model, not a curated record